Messenger RNA from Arabidopsis lyrata subsp. lyrata, 387 nucleotides. Its product is annotated as tRNA ligase 1-like. NCBI's taxonomy places the organism in Eukaryota, Viridiplantae, Streptophyta, Magnoliopsida, Brassicales, Brassicaceae. Gene Ontology annotation, biological process: tRNA splicing, via endonucleolytic cleavage and ligation. The transcript is spliced from 2 exons. Gene Ontology annotation, molecular function: ATP binding; RNA ligase (ATP) activity. The coding region runs from base 1 to 387 and encodes 128 amino acids. The record is from RefSeq and is a predicted model, not a curated record.
AUGAGAUUUUUUCUAGAGGGUAAGAAAAAGACCAUACAGGAAAAACUUGAACGGUCUCAUGUGACGCUUGCCCACAAGAGAAGCCAUGGCGUAGCAGCUGUAGCCAGCUAUGGUCAGCACUUGAACAGAGAGGUACCCGUAGAGCUCACGGAGCUCAUCUACAACGACAAGAUGGCAACUCUAACUGCCAAUGUCGGAUGUGUGGACGGAGAGACGGUAGUCUCCAAGAACGAAUGGCCACAUGUUACGUUGUGGACUGGAGAAGGCGUAACUGCGAAAGAGGCCAACACGUUACCUCAGCUUUACUUAGAAGGGAAGGCGAGCCGCUUAGUGAUAGAUCCUCCGGUGCUCUCGCUUGAGGUUGCUCGUGGAAUGGGACACUUAUGA